AAACGCCAUCUGUACGUUACUGCGAUGUAUUGAGAGGACUAGAGGAACCCUUUUGCAGCGGACGAAAUUAGUCGUGGGAUAUCACGCGGCUGUUCCUUACAGAAAAAAAAUUAUGAUGGCAAGCAAGGCUUGGAAGGUAGUCCAGCCGCAUGUGCCGAUGAUCAAGUUCCGCAAGGGUGGCAUCGAUCGCGCAGUUGCAGGCACGACAGCUGCGCCGUCUACGCGACCAGGGUCGGCGCAGAUGCAGAAGAGCGCGGGUGGUGCGACGGGCCCCCAGGUGACCGUUCUACCGACGAUAGAGGACAUUCACUUGCCACUGCGAUAUCAGAGACGGCCGAUAGAUCAGAAGGAAAUGGAAUAUAUCAAUCGUGGCGGACCAGAGUGAGUUUGCAAAGCAACUAUUUAAAAUACUGUAACUCUAUAUUUAGGUAAUUAACUUUGUUAUUGACCGAUUCGGUGUAAUGUAUUAUUAAAAUAAAUGGACGUGACAGAGAA
Messenger RNA from Acromyrmex echinatior (Panamanian leafcutter ant), 495 nucleotides. RefSeq names its product alpha-ketoglutarate dehydrogenase component 4. Gene Ontology annotation, molecular function: oxoglutarate dehydrogenase (succinyl-transferring) activity. The record is from RefSeq and is a predicted model, not a curated record. Gene Ontology annotation, cellular component: oxoglutarate dehydrogenase complex. Lineage: Eukaryota; Metazoa; Arthropoda; Insecta; Hymenoptera; Formicidae. Gene Ontology annotation, biological process: 2-oxoglutarate metabolic process.